CUAACUGAAGAUUUCGAAUUUCAUAAAAUCUUGUUAAAUACAAAAGAUUGGUUUGAUGACGAAAUUCUAGAUAAAUGGGAAUUAAUUAAUUUGAAAUUUAUUUGUGUUGCAAAUGAAGUAGUUGAGUUGAGUGAGUUUGAUGAUUUUGACGAUUUUGAUAUAAGUUAA
Molecule: messenger RNA, 168 nt
Organism: Dentiscutata heterogama
Lineage: Eukaryota; Fungi; Glomeromycota; Glomeromycetes; Diversisporales; Gigasporaceae
Source: the annotation of a GenBank genome assembly